Molecule: messenger RNA, 1016 nt
Organism: Sceloporus undulatus (fence lizard)
Lineage: Eukaryota; Metazoa; Chordata; Lepidosauria; Squamata; Phrynosomatidae
Gene: GABARAP
Product: GABA type A receptor-associated protein
Exons: 4
Coding region: 116-472 (118 amino acids)
Biological process (GO): autophagy of mitochondrion; autophagosome assembly; cellular response to nitrogen starvation
Cellular component (GO): autophagosome membrane; cytosol; autophagosome
Molecular function (GO): GABA receptor binding; ubiquitin protein ligase binding
Source: RefSeq, a predicted model, not a curated record
GCAUGCGCGGUGCGUCUGUUGUGAAGCGGCCGCCGCCGCCUCCUCCUCCUCUUCUCUCUCUCUCUCUUCUCCUCCUCCUCCUUUAAUUUGGCUCAGCCUUGACAUCGCCGCCGCCAUGAAGUUCGUCUACAAGGAGGAGCACCCCUUCGAGAAGCGCCGCUCCGAGGGGGAGAAGAUCCGCAAGAAGUACCCGGAUCGAGUCCCGGUGAUUGUGGAGAAAGCACCCAAGGCUCGGAUAGGAGAUCUGGACAAGAAGAAAUACCUUGUCCCCUCAGACCUCACAGUUGGACAGUUCUAUUUCCUGAUCCGGAAAAGGAUCCACCUUCGAGCUGAGGAUGCGCUCUUCUUUUUUGUGAACAAUGUCAUCCCCCCGACCAGUGCUACCAUGGGGCAGCUCUAUCAGGAACAUCACGAGGAGGACUUCUUCCUGUACAUUGCCUACAGCGACGAGAGCGUCUAUGGCGGCCUGUGAGGCGCGCCUCCACCUGCCGCCACCAGGGGGCGCCUGCCCCUGAAGGGACCCUGCACUUUUUGUUGUUGGUUGUUGUUGAUUUUAUGUUAAAGAGCCUUUGGCCCAGGAAGGGGGGGGGUCUAGUCUUUCUUUCUUUUCCUCCCCCCCCGCCCUUUUAACCUCCUUUCCUCAUAACCUCACUUCUUUCACCUGUCCCCCCCCCCCCCCGCGCUCUCAUUGGGCUGAUUUUGUUUUUGAGGUGGUUACAUGGCUGAAAGCAAAAUACCUCUUUCUUCUUCUUCUUCUUCCUCCUCCGUUCUUUGUAACUCCUUCGCACAUACCUGCUUUUCCUCCCUCUCUCAGCCCCAACUUCUCCCUUUCCUCCUUUUUCUUUCCUUUCAAAGGGACGGGGAGGUUUCAGUUUUUCAACAUUUCCUCCCCUGUUUUGAACUUGCCACUUUACUACCACACCCUGAUUUUUGUUUCUGUCAGGGUUGCGUUCUGCCUGGCAGUUUCUGUAACCAAUGGGGACGGGGAAUGCUAAUUAAAAGUAUAUAAGAAGAAA